Molecule: messenger RNA, 1695 nt
Organism: Fimicolochytrium jonesii
Lineage: Eukaryota; Fungi; Chytridiomycota; Chytridiomycetes; Spizellomycetales; Powellomycetaceae
Exons: 2
Coding region: 235-1530 (431 amino acids)
Source: RefSeq, a predicted model, not a curated record
UCGGUUUCCUCGUGGACGUUCCUCAUGGGCGUUCCCCACAACUUCCACAAGUUGCUGCUUUCCUCGUAAGACGUGAGGCCGCGCCAAGCCUUUCGAACUCCCUGUUCCCACGAGUCCAACCCCAUCAUCUAUAAAAGCAACUCACACCCAACCCUCCCGAUGUGCGUCUAGCUCACCAUACAGAACAUACCCUACGAAGUAGCAAUACAUACUGUACUACCAUUAUACACAACAAUGGUCUCCUGCUUCACCCUUUUCGGUUCCAAACUGAGCCUCGGAGGCGCCCAGGAACACUACACGCCGCUGGAGGCCCGUGUCCCGCUCAAAGGGUUGAGGAACGUCACCUUCGUUGAGGAGACUGAGGAAGGGAACGUGCACUGGGAUGGACACGUUGCGCCAGAGUUGAGGGCUGUGAGGGUGAGGACUAAUGGCACUGGAACCGACGUGAGGGUGACGACAGAAGUCAGUGGUCCCGCGGACGUUAUUCGCAAAUUCACUGCAACGAUCGACACUGAGAAAGACACCCUCACCGCCAAACUCCGCAUUCCUAAUCGUCUCGAAGCAAAAGAUAAUGUCUCCUUCAUCACCACCAUCACAUACCCGGCUUACACGCAGGAAGACCUCCCGCCGUUGGGUAUCUCGACGAUUCUGAGCAAUGUGUAUCUGAAUGAUAACGAGCCCUGGUCAUUCGCUUCGGUUUCGGUGGCGACAAAGUCGGGGGAUAUCACAUCCACGGCGCCUUUGACUGUUCGCAAGAACGUUGAUCUGUCGAGCAGUUCUGGAAAAAUCGAUGUUUCGGGCACGUGGACGGUGGAAGGUGAUGCAAGGUUCACGUCUACAUCCGGCAACAUUUCAAUCUCCGCGCCCUUGUCCGUCAAGGGCAGCGCUCGGUUCAACACGACGUCUGGUACGAUCAAGAGCACCGCGUUGAUCCGCGCUCUCGACGAUCUCACCUUCAACACCACGUCGGGAGGCGUGUACACAAAACCCGCCCUCUACGCCGGCCGGUUAACGACAAGAACCACGUCAGGCAACAUCGAACACUUCCACACCGAUGCCGCAACUGACGCGCAUCUUUCAUCCAAAUCCGGCAAGAUAGCAGCCUUGUAUAUCGCAGUUGGACAAGGGAAGGGGAAAUCGGACGGCAGUAUCAACACCACCCUCCUCGAAGCACAAACGACGAGCGGGAAUAUUGUGCUCGCCGGUGUUGUCGCUGCCGGGUCCGGGUCCACGAGGGUGACGGCCAACUCGACCUCGGGGAGUAUUUGGGCUGGAUUGGACGAUCAGACUUUUGGGUCGGUGCAUCUGUCGACUACGUCUGGUAGUCGCACGUUGGGGAGUGGGAUUGUGCCCGGGCCUGCAGGCAGGCGAGAGACGACGGGGAUCAUCAAUGGCGGCGUGCAUCCUGCUGGGUUGACUGCCAAAUCGACGUCGGGGAGCAUUCAGGCGAUGGCGGAGACGGUGUCGAAGGAGCACUUCACGAUGCCGCCCGGGAUUAAAUUUGGGAUCCCCACCUUUGGACUUUUCUAGUUGGUUGUGGAUGAGAGAGUAUUGGAUAGACGUAUGGGUUUCUUUUUUCCGCAACGGCCUAUCUGAGUAGAUAGACCGGCCUGCGACCCCGUAUGUACAGUACUGUACAUAGCUUUUGGAGUGCAUCACUCUGUACAUAGUCCAAAAUCCAUUGGCAUCCAACAU